This is a messenger RNA of Blastocystis hominis, 1635 nucleotides long. RefSeq lists its product as hypothetical. The record is from RefSeq and is a predicted model, not a curated record. Gene Ontology annotation, molecular function: glycosyltransferase activity. Lineage: Eukaryota; Bigyra; Opalinata; Blastocystidae. Bases 1 to 1635 code for a protein of 544 amino acids. The transcript is spliced from 6 exons.
AUGACCAAGUUUACUCUUGUCUUGUAUAUACUGUUGUAUUAUACAGCUUUUGUAUUGAUAUUUCGUGUUUCUGUGGACGACUCUGGAAAUUGCCUUGUUUCUAACAAACUACAAUAUCGCUUAUUGACUGGGAGCAAAAGAAAGAGUGCUGCUGAUUCUGUUGUUACAAAUAUCACCGAUUCUUGGAUAGACCCUCAGGUUACUACAAUCCCUACCGAAAUGAGCGCUAAUAUUAGAACGGCAUAUGAUGAAGCUUUAUAUAAUGGAGAAUUUGGACUUCUGUUGAAUGUCGUUCCUUCUUCUAUUCUUUUUGGUAUGCAUACAAAUUUUAAACUGUAUUCAUCUUAUGUGAUAUGGUCAAGACGUAUUCCUACUGAAGAUCCGUGGUAUACGAAAUCGUUCAUCUAUCAGCGAGAUUCCUGGGAACAGUCCUAUUUGGAAUUGUUGAAAAGAGUCAAAGAAAUUUACCACCAAUCAGAGUACAAUCGGCAUUUUAACAACUCCCUGUUUCGAAAGAGCAAGUAUUCUACUGCCACUAUUCGCUUUGUGAAUAAGACAGACAGCCCGUUCUUGGAUGCUCAUAAUAUUUGCAUGCAUCCAUCGUACGAGUGGAAAGUGUAUCUCCCGUCAGGAACAAUGAAUUUUCACUAUCCUGACGAUCAAAGUUUCCGAUGGACUCAUGUUCUUCGUUCAGUGAACACAAAGCUUCCGAAGAACGUCAACUGGAUAGAAAAUGGCUGCUAUUUCGUUUUUCAGCCCUGCGCAACGCGUCAUAUCGGCCAUUUCGUUGAGUCGAUCAAUCACGCUUUGCUCAAACUGCGAUAUCCGUCUUUCUAUCCUCCUCUCACUGACUUGUAUAUCCCCAAGUUUUUCAGUGAUGAAUUUGAAUGGUCAAAGUCUUACUUGCAACUGGUUUUGAGCUUGUUUCCGGAUAAUCUCAAGCCCGCACUUCAUUUAGGAAGCAGUUUCUCGGCAUACCCGGCCGUUUGUUUCCGAUCCGCUGUGUUGGUGGAUCGCGUGCGAUUCCACAUGGAUGGAGCCUUGUUUGCUGGCUUUUUUCCGCUCGAUCUAAUGAAAGCAACGGCGUGGCGGCACGCCAACGUUCAAUCCAGACAGAAUGGACCGACUCAUCUCUCUUUGCUUUUGGUGGAUCGAAAGAAAUCGCGAGGCUUCACACUGCACGAUGCUUGGGAAGUAGCAGUUUCUUACAAGUUUAUGGAAGGAUUAUCGUUCCAGGAGCAACUGCAACUCUUCUAUAACUCAGAUAUUGUGGUUUCUCCGCAUAGCGCUAGUUUCAUCAAUCUCAUUUUUACGGUUCCUCGCACGGCGGUCGUCGAGUGCUAUCCGCCUUAUUUCUAUGAGAACUGGUAUUCGAACACGGCGAUGAUCUCGCGUGUGCAUUACAUUGCGGUCUCGAGCUUUGUUCGUAAUGGGAAAGCGAUGAGUUCGUGGAGAGAAGCAGAGGAAGCCUACGAGAAUGGAAGAUUCUUUUUCAUUCGAAGGAGGUUUGUGGACAAUAUGGUUAGUCCUCCUCGGUUCAAAAUGCUUUCCGCUGUACGGGAUGCAAUUGAGUAUUCGAAACGGUGGCGGUUUGUGUAUGAGGCGAAUGAUAAGUGGUCUGCAGUCUUCAUUUAG